Magallana angulata is the source of this 4375-nucleotide messenger RNA. RefSeq lists its product as uncharacterized. Bases 209 to 805 code for a protein of 198 amino acids. The record is from RefSeq and is a predicted model, not a curated record. The transcript has 2 exons. Lineage: Eukaryota; Metazoa; Mollusca; Bivalvia; Ostreida; Ostreidae.
AGCUAGUGGAGUAUAUAACAGCCCCUCUGCGUGUCAGGUGCUCAGUCUAAUCACCAGAAAGAGGAAACAGCCUAUUAAAGCGCCUGACUGAAUAGUCUCUCAAGCAUCGCUUCGAUUUUCGAGACCGGCCUCUUUUCAGCGCACCGGUUCACGAUGUGAAGGCAAUGUAACAGCAAUGCAGUGGACGAGAUUUGAAGUUUUGUGAAGAAUGUCGAUACUUUGGCAUCUGCUGCCCCUUUUUUCGGCCUUCCCAGUCAUCCUGACCUGCUGCUUCCCCCGACAGAUCCGGUUUGACAUCCUAGUCCGGGGCCACGAGAAGUACGAGGAGGGGGAGGGGAUGGACUAUUCCGAAAACAGAACAUUUUUCUACGACGAAAUAAGGAACUGCACUUUGCUUCGAGGUACCCCAUUCGGAUUCCCAAUGGAAAUCUUCACUAAUUAUUCAUCGGGGAUAGAAUACACUGUGACGGACCAAUGUUCAAUGCGAGUUAUUAAUGGAGGAUUUAACAAAAUGUGCUUGCCGAGCAAUGCAGUUUUACAGAGAACAGUAAGAAUUCCAUUGAGUGUGAAGGAAGUUUCUGUGUACAGGGCAAAUGUAAGCGACUAUACUGGGGUGUUAGAACAAGAGUAUGGGGUGAUCCAAGAGGGGGACAGCUGUUACUUUCUGUGGUCUAAAACCGAUGGUAUUCUUAAUGACUUUGGAUUAAGGGGAACCUUUACCGAGACUCUGACAUAUCAGAACAUUCAGACACUGUCUGAAAACAGUCCUGUAUUUGAAAUUCCUGGAAAAUGUCACGAUGUGUAAACUCGCUGUAUAAUGGCAAAUUAUUAUCAUUGGCGGUGAUAGCUUGCGGUCUGAACAAUAGAAAAUUAUUGCCGCCCGUGAUAAAAGUGUCCUUGAAACCAAUCAAUACACUAUAUUGACCAUUGCUUGGGUUCAUUUCGUUGUAAUAUUGAUGUAACAUAUUGAUUUGUGCACAAGGAAUCAAAAUCAACUCAUUCAAGCAUAUAAAUCUCCCACGGGAUGCAGACAGAAUAACUAGUUUCAAAUGCAGCACCAGAAAGCGAUUCUGGUAUAAUUUUCCUCCAAAGCAGACGUCGUCUGCAAUCUGUAUUGGAUCAGGCGGUUUGUCGGCUGAAAAGUGACCAUAACAAUUAAUCGAUUUUUAAUGAGCAUUCUUCUCGGAGGGAAUAAUAAGCAACGCCCGUCGGUAUUGUCUUUACAAACUGACUUUAUUGAUAAAGUAAUAUAACGGCCCUCCACACGACACGUUACUGCUACAUGUGAAUUAUCCCUGUUUUCAGUCCUUCAGAUGUUAUCUUUGUUUUAUUGUUUUGUAAAUAAAUGUUAUAAGUGAAUUUUCUUUAGAUGAGAGAGAGAGAGAGAGAGAGAGAGAGAGAGAGAGAGAGAAAUAUUAGAAGGAACCAAAAGGUCAAAACUUUUAAAUCGUGAAUUUUUAUUUUGUCUUAAUUGGUUCCGAAUCUAUAAAAAACGUCAAUUAACCAUUUGAUUGCCACGUGUUCUUCUAAUUAUACAUGUCUAAUCAUAAUUACUGAGUAUUAGAUGCAGCAAUGUACAUUUCAUUGUUAUUUAAUUAGGGUUAAAUAUGUAUUCGGAACAGGAAAGGCUGAAAAUAGAAAUCGGGGCUAAAGUGAUGUGAUUCAGGAAUAUGCUUUUAGUACAUAUAAAGCUAUUCAACCGUCGAAGCUUCUUAUAUAUUUGAUGUGUGUAAGUCAGAUAUGAUAAAAGAUUUACACUUUAUUUAGUCGUAAAUUUUGUAAGUUACUGCGACGUAUGCAUAUACAUGUUCUGUCUGGUCAGGAAGGCAUCGAAUUAAUGUAUAAAUGUAUAUUAGUUAGUUAUUUGUUUCAAGGUGAAAUUCCUUUACCGUGAAACGUUAAACUAUGUCGCUGUCUAUGUAUUAAUUCAUGGAUAGAUUUCAAACUUUUAAAGUAAACAACUUUACAAGAGGGUGCCUGGCAAAGAAGGAAUAAUGAAAUAACAUUAACUGCCUACUAAAGACGAAAAGGGCCACAUAAAAAAUACUUUUAUCUCAUAAUAACGAGAAAAGAUCUCGUAAUUACGAGAAACGAGAAGUAAAAAAAAGUUAAAUAACUCGUAAUUAUGAGAAAAGAUCUCAUUAUUAAGAGUUAUUUAUCUCGUAAUUAGGAGAAAAAGAUCUUUUAUUUAUGAAAAAAGAUCUUGCUUUUACGAGUCAUUUUCUCAAAAUUACGAGAAAAUAUCUCGUUUUUACGAGAAAAGAUCUCGUAAUUACGAAAGAAGAUCUCGCUUUCACGAGUAAUUUUCUCAAAAUUACGAGAAAAUAUAUCAUAAUUACGAGAGAAAAAUAUUUUUUAUGCAGCCCUAAUCGUCUUUCAUAGACUGCCGAUAUUUAAAAUAGUUUAUAUAUCAAAGUGUACAAUUUAUUGUGCGUAAGUAGUGAAGAUUACUUCCAAUAAAGAGCUAAAAGUACAUGUAAUUAGCACCUAUCAAAAUUGGAAAAUGCUCGCUCUUAUAUGUGCACACACCACGCUCCUGUGAAAUGCCACUCUUGUCAUUAGGAAAAUGGCUUAACUAUCGGGUAAAUUGUGUCUGACGCAAAAAGAGUUUUGUAUAUGAACGUUGUUAAAUGACGUAUUUCUUUUUGCACCCAAUCAGCAACGAAUGAUUCGCGAUAAGAAUACUUAGAUCUUGUGUUUAAAGAUGUUUUAAUCAUACAUGUGUCUACAAGGACAGCUAAACUUCUUUUGAUAACAUAAAAUUGUGGACAUAAGCAACGUUCAUUCAAUUCAAUUUAGUUUAAUUUAGAGCAGUUCCCAGCAUAUAAAUAUUUUUAAAACACUUAUUAUGUUUCUUUAUUUUGUGCAUUUGAUAACAAGCAAUUAUCAAUACUCUUCUAGAAGUAAAUAAGCAAGAUUUUUAGAACAGUUUCAAAUAUAUAGAAAUGUUUUAAACACCCAUGACAAUUUCCUAAUUUUUGUAUUUCAUAUAAAAUUAGAAUUUUUUUUUUGCUGCUUUCGAAAUCAAACAGAAAGAAUUUAUCUAGAUGAAAUAGUUCUAGGCAAGAUGGUGUAUGUGUCUACAGACACUGUGCAGUUAUCUCCCGCUCCGCAUAACAUCUAAUCUAAGGAGUUACAUCUGUGAAUAUUUUGGGUCGGGUCAUCAAAAACUAGGGUGAGUUCGGGGAUAGGGGUCGGUCCACCUUGUGGAUUUAUAAUCAAUUAUUGAAACCGAACACUUACAGGGAAUUUACACGGAUUCUUUAAGAUCCCGCGACGAGUUGUUUUCUCAAAAUUACGAGAAAAUAUAUCGUUAUUACAAGAAAAUAUUUCAUAAUUACGAUAACAAAUAUUUUUUACGGAAUUUUCAUGGACCCCUUUAGAUCCCGUUAUUUAAAAAACAUUCUUGGGUCCGUGCCUGCAUGCUUUAGUAUUAAACCCGCCACAUAACUCCAAAACUCUAACCUAAAGCAAAGUGCGCAGAAUGGCUUAAAGCUACAUUUUUCGACAUGACACUGGGGGUCAAUUCAGUCUUGAAAUUUCCGAGGAAGAUAAAAUUUAAAGUCUGCAAACCUAAUGUGGUUUCAUACCGUAUUCUCAAUCUGUUAUAUUUCAAGGAGAGCCAGAUUCCAGAUAAAAUGGAACUUCAAAGUUAUUAGUCUAAAAUACUGCAUUCAGGUUGUGUAUUAAUCUCAAAAAUCAUUCAAAGAUAAAGAAAACGGCGAACAUGUGGGGGAGAACAUGUCUAGGCAUCUUGCCUGGUGUUUGAUCCAAUUCAAUGUAUAUCUAUAUAAUUGAAUAGAAUGCUUAGGUAAUAUACAUUUUUUUCUUGAGUGUCCAAGAUACACUCAACAAAGAGUUAAACUUUUUAAUCAAUUUAAUGACAUUAGUGUACCUAUUCAUAUUAACUAUAUUCUUUAUGGUAGUUCUGAAUUUUCAUACAACUUAAAUUGUAAAAUUGUUUCUUAUGUUCAUAGUUAUAUUAUAGCUUCUAAGCGUUUUUGAUCUUCAAAUGGGCUGGAUCAUGACACCAAUAUUCUAUGUCUGUCUGUCGGUAUGAAUGAAUGAGGUGAUGGGUUUAUAAAUGUAGGAAUGAAUGUGUUCAUGUAUAUGUUAAACAACAAGUUAAUUUAUCAUCAUAUGACAAAAGUCAAGCUUAUUAUUUAUUAUCCAAUUAUCCUUUGUCUUGUAUACAAAUAUAUCAAUAAUAUAUCACUCUGUAAACUGGUAAAUUAUACUACAUACUAUAUACUAUAUUCUAUGAUUAUUUUAUAACACCACUUCUUGACUUUGUAUUUUGGAGAGGGUUAUAUAGGCUUUGCCUGUUGCCCAAUCCAUUUGAUUACUCAAUAAAAUAUGUUUAAAUUAAAUAGAA